UAUACACUUCUGGUACCUCUAAUGUUCAUAGCGCAAAGCUACAUGCAUUCACUUAGACUUUCUGACAAAUCCCUUUGUUAUACACUCUUCUUGGCUCAGCGAAAACAUUUGACCAUUGCUAACAUGUUUUGGUUUUAGUCGUCCGUUAACUGUGUAUUCACCGUAUCAAGCUUGUCGCUGAUAUGCACUCAUUUCAAUUUCAAAGUGGUUUAUAGACCUAGAAUCUGUCAAUACCACCCGACGCGGGUACUAUCUUUCAGGCGAUCGUACUUUCUAUCUAUCAUAGAUAUACACAUCGCAACUUCCAGCCUGGCGUAUACGCUUUCUUGCAUCUACCUUAAAUAACAAUGCUACAAGUUCACUACUGUUCUCUUACAAACCUCUUGUUGCAUCUUACUUCUUCAUGCUGCAUCCCUUUUGCCUCUAUUCGGAUCCCCCGUGCCUAACCAUCAUGAUCUACUUCUUCACCAGCUUUCUCCUCACCAUUCCCCUUCACGUAUUCGGAAAAUCGGCCGCAAAAUUGUGUCAUGGGAGUGCCACUCUGGCAGAUGAUGGCAACUGGUACUGCUCGCAAGUCAAUGCCAUCACAUACAAGAACAUCAACCAGGCAGGCAGAUACAACCGAACUACGGGGAUCGAUCCAGAUUCUGGCGUAUGCCACCAUGAGCCUAUUGCUUACUCGGGCAUUGGCGCAACUACUCCGUUAAUUGGAGAACUCUCUAUGCAUCUUCGUGGUCCGAUGAAUGUUUCACAAAUCGCCGUUUACAAGCUCCCAGACGUGUCAGCCAACGGUGGUCGUCAACCAAGAAAGCGAAGCGAUUACAAGAUCUUCUUGGAGAAAGAAUUACAGGAGUCUCAAUCUCGAGGGUGCUCGAGAUCUACCAUCACCACGACCUUGUACGUUACGGGCAGUACUUGCGGACAGACCGUUUCUUCUUCAACUACCUGCGAUACCACCAGCUCUUUUUUGCCGUGGUCAUCGCCCGUCCCUGAUGUAGCAAUACCACCUAUUCCCGUAGUUCCACCCCACAUCAUUCCGCCGUUGCCACCAACAAUUCCAUCUCCGCCUGUAAUUACUACAGCAGUUCACGAUGCCACCACCGUCUGUUCAAAGAACAUAUCGCUGAGCUAUACUACGCCGUUGAAUGGUUCGGUGGUGAAUGCAAGCUCAGUGGACUCUGGCAUGUCUUUUCCCCAUCUAUCGACUAUGACAUCAAGCCCGAAUGAGAGUUUUGGGAUGCCGGCUUCCUGUGAAACGGAUACGAAAUCUGAGGCCAUGCACACAAUGGCCAGGUCGAACGAGCGCAGAGCCUUUCAUAACACUGACCCCAUCGCUACUACACACUCUCCGCCAUUGCGUGCAGGCGACACAUGGAGCAGAGUGGCCUAUUACACCUCAGCAGCACCCGCUGAAGCUACUGGUUUUGCCUUCCUGGCCAAUCUUGGUGAUCCACAAAAGUCCGGAACGUUUGAUUAUUCAUUUGGGAAUUCUCUUGGGUAUGUGAUUGGAGACGGCAGCAAGGUGACGACGGAUAAUACACCAUUCGACGGCACACUGGCAACCUCGGAGCGUGAGAUUGCAGUUUUCACGGACGAAAUUUGCGAUGGAAACUGUGAAUACGCAAGGCCAGAUAGUGUUGCACACUACGGCUGGGGAGGACCCUCGAAAGCGUUCUUGAUUGAAUUUCAGAUGGACCAUUACGACAACGAAGGGUCAGACCAAGGGAUGCUGUCGGAUGCUCCCGCAUGGUGGUUUCUCAACGCGGCCAUCCCACGCAUCCUGCAAUAUGGCAACGAUCGCAACAACAUUCCGUGCUCGUGCUGGUCUACAGGCUGCGGUGAAUUCGAUGCCUUUGAACUGCUUGGGCGAGGCGAAUUGCGCGCCAAAUCGACCAUUCAUCGACAGGGCAAUCGGGAAGGUGGCGACAGCAACUACUUCCUGCGACCAGUAGGCCGUAUGCUCAAGUUUGCGGUCAUCUUUCACGAGUGGAACAUCACGGCGAGAGUGUUGGACGACUCGUUUGAUUUCUCGCAGAGCUUGACGCAAGCGCAGAUUGAUGACUUCGUGGCGUACAGCGAAGAUGAUGAUGGGCAUUCGUUGUUUCCGAUUGGGGAUUGA
Messenger RNA from Periconia digitata, 2119 nucleotides. NCBI's taxonomy places the organism in Eukaryota, Fungi, Ascomycota, Dothideomycetes, Pleosporales, Periconiaceae. The record is from the annotation of a GenBank genome assembly.